Molecule: messenger RNA, 2385 nt
Organism: Anopheles cruzii
Lineage: Eukaryota; Metazoa; Arthropoda; Insecta; Diptera; Culicidae
Gene: step
Product: cytohesin-1
Exons: 10
Coding region: 1-2178 (725 amino acids)
Biological process (GO): regulation of ARF protein signal transduction
Molecular function (GO): guanyl-nucleotide exchange factor activity
Source: RefSeq, a predicted model, not a curated record
AUGUUCUCCUCAAUGCCACCGACUGCCAACGGAGGCGAUAGCGCCAGCAACAAGAAGGGCAACUGGUUCUGGUCGCUCCGCCGGCAGCCGAAGGCGAAGAAGUCCGUGCUGGAACCGGACAAACCGAAGCAGCAAAGCUGCGUCGAUUUAUCGGCCGACAACGGGAUGCUGUACGGUGGCGUGAAUGGAUCCGCGCUGCAACACGGCAACCAUCGGCUCGAUGAGGUGUCGGUGAGCAGCUCGUCCAUCGAGGGCCGGAUACCGGACAGUGGGUGUACCUGCGAGUACGUCCAGCUCGGCGCCGUCGAGCCACAGGAAACGAGCGCAGACAUCUCGACGACGGCCACCGUCACGACGACCGUGGCGCGGCAUCUGAACGACCUGCUACCUCCGGGGGUGAGCUCAUCCUCCGACAGUAACCUUGCCUUAAGCUCCAAACCCGAUGACGCUGCCACCGGGGCCGGUAUCGGGGCUGGUUCCUCGCCAGAUGGCGCCACAACGGCGACACCGGCGGUGUACGAAACGAACAGUUUGCGGCGCCGCCGGGAACGGGUGUACUGCUCGAAGACGGUUACGACGGUCACGAAGACCACGGUGAUGAACCGACAGCGGACGUACCGCGUCGGGCUGAUCUUCAGCGAUAACGGAGAACUGCUGAACAGCAAUCUGGACCUGCGGCAGCUGGUCGAGGAGAGCAAGCAGAACUUCCUGAACGCCCUCGGCCACAACGGUGCCCCCUGUCCGCUGGACGAAGUGUCCACAAUCCCACCACCGCCACGAUUACCUAAGUAUCCCGAACUGAACAACAACGCCCAGGAGGGCCGCCGAGCGUCACAGGAUCGAUCGUUGCGGCAUCAGUUCAGCAUACUGGACGAUAGCAACUUCGACUACAUCGACGACAGUGCCGAUCUGUUCAACCGGAACUACCCCCAUCAGCCGGCGGCGGUGGCACCCAGCAGCAAUGGCGUUCGUCCGUCCGGCGAACCAGUGGCUCCCGUCGCGGCGUUCCCCGUUACCAAAGUGUUGAAAAUGUGUAAUAACUGUAAAAACAAAAGCAAUCUAGUCUACAAGCGGAGCUGCUCCCAGCCGGAUCGGAAGCAAAUCAACGAUGAGCUGAUUGAGGUCGAAUCGGAAAUGAAAGCGCACGAAAGCAAGGAGGAGAACAAACAUUCCAACAAAGACAAGCAGAUGGCGCUGGGGAGGAAAAAGUUCAACAUGGAUCCAAAGAAAGGCAUAGAAUUUUUAUACGAAAACCAACUUCUCAAGACCGACGCACAGGAUGUAGCUCAGUUUCUCUACAAAGGCGAAGGACUCAACAAAACAGCGAUCGGUGAUUAUUUGGGUGAGAAAAAUGACUUCAACGAGCAGGUGUUGAAGGCCUUCGUAGAACUGCACGAUUUUACGAACUUGAUACUGGUGCAAGCUUUAAGGCAAUUCCUCUGGUCAUUCAGACUGCCCGGUGAGGCGCAGAAGAUCGAUCGUAUGAUGGAAUGCUUCGCUCAACGGUACUGCCAGCUCAAUCCCGACAUCUUCACCAACACGGACACGUGCUACGUGCUGAGUUUUGCCAUCAUCAUGCUCAACACGUCGCUCCAUAAUCCCUCGGUCAAGGAAAAGCCUACGGUUGAACAGUUCAUUUCCAUGAACCGUGGUAUCAACAACGGUGGUGAUCUUCCACGCGAGCUUUUGGAGUCCCUGUACGAGUCGAUACGUGCCGAGCCGUUCAAAAUACCGCAGGAUGAUGGUAACGAUCUGAUGCACACCUUUUUCAAUCCCGACAAGGAGGGCUGGCUGUGGAAGCAAGGCGGAAGGUAUAAAUCGUGGAAACGCCGUUGGUUCAUUUUGAACGAUAAUUGUCUGUAUUACUUCGAGUACACCACCGACAAGGAGCCGAGGGGCAUCAUUCCAUUGGAAAACAUUGCGGUGCGGGAAGUAACGGACCGCAGCAAACCGCACUGCUUCGAGCUGCACGCGAGCGGCGGGGCGGACAUUAUCAAGGCCUGCAAAACCGACAGCGAGGGCAAGGUGGUGGAAGGUAAGCACACCGUUUACCGCAUGUCCGCCGCAACCGAGGAGGAGCAGCUGGAGUGGAUCAGCCGCCUGAACCAGUCGAUCAGCCACAAUCCGUUCCACGACAUUCUAGUACAAAGGAAAAAGAAGGCUCUGGCAAAAAGUUAGUUAGCGCUUUCCUCUUGUCUGAAAAACUAAAAACCAUAAUGUCCACACAUCAGCUCCACAGCUCCAUUACCAAAAAAGAAACGUAAAAACAAUAACACAAAAAAUGAGAGAAAACGGCCAAAACUGCUUGAGAUGAAUGUGUGUUGGUGGCGAUCAUUUUGGGCACAAACCAUUUUAGGAAGGAUAAUUGCUAGGAUCAUGGUUCGA